Arabidopsis lyrata subsp. lyrata is the source of this 799-nucleotide messenger RNA. RefSeq names its product meiosis-specific protein ASY1. Lineage: Eukaryota; Viridiplantae; Streptophyta; Magnoliopsida; Brassicales; Brassicaceae. Bases 79 to 399 code for a protein of 106 amino acids. The record is from RefSeq and is a predicted model, not a curated record. The transcript is spliced from 3 exons.
GGUUCCGGCACGGCGCUCCGGCAAACACCCCCAUUUCCUUUCUUUCUUUUUUUUUCUUUUUUUCUGCAAAAAACAAAAAUGGUAAACCACACCGAGCAGGAAUCUUCGCUCGUUUUGACUAGGGAAUUGCUCCGUACUGCCAUCUUCAACAUCAGUUACAUCAGAGGCCUCUUUCCCGUGAAGUAUUUCAGAAAUAUAUCGGUUCCUGCUUUAGAUAUGAAGAUGAAGAAGCUAAUGCCUAUGGACGCUGAAUCACGCCGAUUGAUUGGCUGGGUGGAGAAAAGAGUCUACGAUGCCCUGCAGAAGAAAAACCUGAAGACACUUACGUUCUACAUCUGUGAAACAGUAGAUGGUCCGAUGAUUGAGGAAUACACAUGUAAGUUCUGGGGAGAUGAUUGAUUAGCUCAAUUAUAGUGUAGUUCGCUGGUGAAAUGGUCCGAUUUAAUUGAUACUCUCCCCUCCCUGUCUAUUUAUAUCCUGGGAACUGGGAUUAGCCUGGGAAGGAUUCUUGUGGUGAUUGCAGCCAUUUUCUGGGACUCAGCCCCUUUCUUUUCCACAACUUUCUUGGACUCGUUUGACUCCUCAACUUUUUUUGGACUCGUUUGACUCCUCCUUUGGACUCACUUUUAUUGACUCUCUUUGCAUCAUUUCCUUGUCUAACACUUCCAGAAAUUUAACUGUGCAAUACACAUUCACAGGCUCCGAUUCAGAAAUAAACAUACACAGAAAUAAACCAAAUAAACAAUAAUUUUAUUACUUAUCUAGUAGUUUUUCUAUCGUGACUUUUCCGGCUUUCUCA